AUGGUUGUUUUGUUACAUCGUGUUCUGCAGAACACGUGGCAGCCCGGUCGCGUGCCAGAAGCACGACUGUAUUCGGAUUCAGCCGUCAAAUCCCAUCUCGAAUCCGCCCACGAGGACAAAUCGCGAGGCCACAGCACGAGUGGCGACACACCAUCAUCAACCAGUCGUCAAUUCUCCCUGCCGACCAAAGUACCCUGGACAAAGCCCAAGGAGCGCUUUCCCCUGCCCCGGGAUAGCAUCAUUGCGCUGCCCACUGGCACCGCAAACAAGAUACCCCGGAUCCAGCAUGUCUUCUCUCCCGAGGCAGAAGGCCCCAGGAAAAAGCGCUUGCAGAGGCAGGCAAUGGUCCAGGGGGAAAUCCGGCGCUCAUGGACGGGAUACAGAAAGCACGCUUGGAUGCACGACGAGCUGAUGCCCGUCUCCAAUCGAUCCCGCGAUCCUUUCUGCGGAUGGUCGGCGACAUUGGUUGACUCGCUCGAUACCCUGUGGAUUGCCAGCCUCAAGGACGAGUUUGACGAGGCCGCCAAGGCCGCCGGAAACAUCGAUUUCACCCAUGCAAACGUUGCUAGGAUCCCCGUUUUCGAAACAACCAUUCGGUACUUGGGCGGCCUGAUAGCGGCCUACGAUGUCAGUGGCGGCGCGUCGGGAGGCUAUUCCUUUCUGCUAGACAAGGCCGUUGAGCUGGCUGACGUCUUGAUGGGCGUUUUCGACACUCCGAAUAGAAUGCCUCGACUAUUCUACUACUGGCAACCCGAGCACACCUCGCGACCCGCCGCCCGACCCGCCGGCGCAAUCAUGGCAGAGUUGGCAACUCUGUCCAUGGAGUUCACCAGAUUAGCCCAGUUGACGGCACAGCACAAAUAUUACGAUGCCAUCGAUCGCAUCACCAAUGGCCUGAUCGAAUUGCAAAAUGCGGGCACCGCCAUCCCCGGACUCUUCCCUGAGAAUUUGGAUAUUUCCGGCUGUAACCGGACUGCUACAGAGGGCCAGAGCAAAGCGCCCGAGGCCCAAGUUGAUUCAGAGGUGCCGCCAAAGGCGCCCCAAGGACAUGACCCAGGCGAGGUUGCUACAAAGUCUACUGGUCCUGGUGGCAGAGUGAAGCUUGACGACCGACUCGAACGCCGAGCGCCGCCACCUCUGCAACAGCAUGUUGACGCUGCGCUGCCUGCUUUUCAACCGCCUACCGUCAAGUCUCGGCCAAAUUUGCAAGUCCCUCUUGGAGCAGGUGGAGCCAAGUCGGAAUUGGACUGUGUUCCUCAACCACCUGUAUCUGUGUCUAAAUACCAUGGCCAUGAAAAAUAUCACAUGGGUGGCGGCCAAGACUCUGCGUACGAGUACUUUGGCAAGGAGUAUCUGCUUCUCGGCGGCAAGGAACCCAAGUAUCAAAAGCUAUACGAAAAUGCCAUUGACAGUAUUAACAAGUAUCUUCUGUUCCGGCCCAUGGUCCAGGGAGACUGGGACGUCAUGUUUCCCGCCAAGGUCACGCUGGCGCCUCACGGAGCGUCCGCAAAGGUCGAGUAUGAAGUCACUCACUUGACAUGCUUCAUCGGCGGCAUGUAUGCCCUUGGUGGAAAGCUUUUCGGACGUGAGAAGGAUCUGCAAUAUGCCAAAAAGCUAACUGACGGCUGUGUCUGGGCGUAUCAAUCUACCGCGACUGGAAUCAUGCCUGAAUAUGGACAGGUCAUUCCCUGUCCCGGUAUGGAGAAAUGCAGCUUUAAUGAGUCUCUAUGGCGGCAGCAACUCGACCCCGUUACCCGGGAACAGGACAAGGAAAUCCCCGGGUGGGAGAAGUACAGAUCAUCACAGCACGGGCGAUCAGGAAGUCACUCGCUUCAACAUCAAACAGCGCAUAUGGAAAAGGAGAGAAGAACAGGGGGCCUUGACACGUUGAGCGGAGACGAUGGAGACAACGGUUCCCGGCGAGGAACACGCAAUCCAGGCUCACCCUCGACCUCGUUAUCUGACAAGUCCGAUGUUCUGGAAAAGAGAGCCGCCAGCUCUGACGAGUCCGAAGACGUGGCCCCUACAUCUUCCGAUGGGACCAGCUCGCAAUCAAGGCGCGGCAAAGAGUCCGGCCCCGGUGGUGAGAAGCCCACCAAGCCGUCCAAGUCUGACGAAUCGAGUGAUGCUCCAAGCGUCAACAUUCCUACUUUGAAGGAGGACACUGGCUCGCAACCACCCAGCAUCCCCUACAACCGACCGCCUCAUGCAGAUCACGCCCCGAAACAAUAUUCGCACGAAGAGGUGGUACAGGAGAGGAUUCGGGACGGCACUCCUCGCGGAUACAGCUCUGUUUCCAACACUAAAUAUAUCCUUAGACCAGAAGCCAUAGAAUCAGUGUGGUACAUGUAUCGCAUCACAGGAGACCCCAGCUGGAUGGAAAAAGGCUGGGCCAUGUUCGAGGCCACGAUGGAGGCCACCCGUGCGCCGCAGGCCAACAGCGCCAUUGACAACGUCCUCCGCAAGGAUCACCUGCCUCUUGAUGGGAUGGAGAGCUUCUGGAUCGCCGAGACGCUAAAGUACUACUACUUGCUGUUCUCGGAGCCGGGCGUCAUAAGCCUGGACGAGUGGGUUCUCAACACCGAGGCUCACCCCUUCAAGCUGUAG
Molecule: messenger RNA, 2607 nt
Organism: Metarhizium album ARSEF 1941
Lineage: Eukaryota; Fungi; Ascomycota; Sordariomycetes; Hypocreales; Clavicipitaceae
Product: class I alpha-mannosidase 1A
Exons: 3
Coding region: 1-2607 (868 amino acids)
Biological process (GO): N-glycan processing; carbohydrate metabolic process
Cellular component (GO): Golgi membrane; endoplasmic reticulum
Molecular function (GO): calcium ion binding; mannosyl-oligosaccharide 1,2-alpha-mannosidase activity
Source: RefSeq, a predicted model, not a curated record